Epinephelus lanceolatus (giant grouper) is the source of this 1859-nucleotide messenger RNA. It is a transcript of the gene aqp11, whose product is annotated as aquaporin 11. The record is from RefSeq and is a predicted model, not a curated record. Lineage: Eukaryota; Metazoa; Chordata; Actinopteri; Perciformes; Serranidae. Gene Ontology annotation, biological process: transmembrane transport. Gene Ontology annotation, molecular function: channel activity. Gene Ontology annotation, cellular component: membrane; cytoplasm.
AGGGGACUGAAGCUUAUUUGCUCCCAGUUGGACCCACAUCCUCCGGGAUACAGCACCAGCCCGGCUUGGCCGAGCUUUACAUCCGCCAGAGGAAGCGAGAUCAAACGAUAGACAGAGACCAGAGUCCAGGGAAGAGGCAUCAGCAGCUGGGUGCACACAGACAGUCCGAGAGCUCAGACCAGCCGCGAACAUGACUGCAGACGUGGCGGUGUCUCUGUCGAUGCUUGUGGGGAUCGUCGCGAUGAGCGAUGUGACCCGCAGGUUGUUGAGCAGGGCCCUUGCGGAUACCGGGCUUGCUGUGUACGCCAUGGAGCUCGUGUCCACCUUCCAGCUGUGCUGCUGCACGCACGAGUUAAAGCUGCUGUCUGAGGUGGGCGGGAUCGAGCCUCAGCUCGCGCUCACCUUGACGUACCUGGCGGCCGUUGUCCACGGGUUCACCUUCAACGGGGCCACUGGGAACCCCUCCGGUGCGCUCGAGCACGCCUACCAUGCGAGGUUUUCAGGCGGAUGCGCCCUGCUGCGGAUUGCCUGCCAGUUCGCCGCGGCUGCCGCAGCGCGAUUUGCAGUGCCGGUGAUUUGGGGUAUUGGGUUGUCGGGACUGCAUGUGCGGCAUAAGCUGCUCGGUUACCGGUGCAUCAGCCCCAUUCACGCUCCACUGCUCAAGGCCGCUGCCGUGGAGCUCGCGUGCUCUUUUGCAGUUCAGACUGCUAUAACGCACACGCGAUCGGUGGAGGCGAAAUACCGCGUGCACGCGGUGGCUGCGGUUAUUGCAACAGUAGUGUAUGCAGGUGGCAGUUUGACAGGAGCAGUGUUUAACCCUGCGUUGGCCUUCUCCACACAGUUCCCCUGCAGUGGAAACUCCUUCCUGGAGUACUGCCUGGUCUACUGGCUCGGCCCGCUGUUGGGUAUGAUGAGCUCAGUGCUGUUGUUUGAUAAACUCGUCCCUCUGCUGUCAAGGAAAUCACCGUCUCUCCAUCUCCCCCUGGAGACUAAGAAGAGGACAUGAGCUUUGCCGGGCAGCGUUUAUAACCCAGAGUACAUGUGAAGAUGUUGUUACUGACAGACUGUUAACCUGCUGCUGAUUUCAGUCAUCACACGUUAGGAAAAAGUACAGCACUUAUAUGCACUUUUCUAAAGACUUCAAGACCUCAAGAGCACAUCUUAGAAGCUAAACAGAAAACUUAACUCAUUUAGUGUUUUUGUAGGCUAAAUCUCAUAAACAAGGCAUGCAGAAAUUGAUCGGCCAAGUUUUACUUUACAAGGUGGUUGAUCAAACACUAAAACCAAUUGCUAUGCAGUAUACACUCAUCUGAUUUAAACAUUUUAGACAUUUCAACAUUUUUGGGGGGGUCUCUAACCAGAACCAGUAUCACCCCCACAACUGUUCACACAACACAUGGGAAACAUCAGUUUCUGUUACUAAAAUAUCAGUCAGUUUCAGUAGCUAACAAAAGAGUAUGCCUUGUGCUUGCAUGAUCUUAAGGCAGAUUACAGCAUGUCAAUGUCAAGUCCUGCAAACAAGUCUUGUAAUUGCAAUAAUAUACAUUGAUCCAAGGUUUUUUGUUCAAUAUUAUACUUAAGCUAAUUAACUAAUUAUAAACUGAAACAUUUAUAGGCCUGAUGGAAAUUUGAGAAUUGGAUGAUCUUAGCGCAGUGAGCCUUGCCUUUAUUUGUAUAACACUUAUCUGAGAAAAGUUAGUGUUAUUGUACAUAUAUAUGUAAUUCAUGUUUAUAUUUAAUGACAUUCCAGAGCCAAGCACAGUGUAGUAAUGAACUGUACACAGGUCUGUGCCUUUGAAUUCUCUGUAAAAACUGGAAAGGCAUUUUGAACUGUGAAUUCAGUAAUUUGUUGGACCCCA